AUGGGUCUUUUUGGAUCCAGUUACCCCAACUGGAGAGUCAAGGAACUCAAUAAUGAGCUCAGCCUCUCGCACCUACGAACGUUUAAGAAAGGCGUAUCUGGUCUUUUAGUUAAUGAAGAGUUGGCCAACCUGAUAAUCAGUCUCAAGGAGCUUCUUUCCCAACGUGUAAGUCCGUCGUUGGCCCGUCUCCUUCAAAACACAUCUACCUCAAGCGGGGACUUUACUGCUAGCCAGCGCCUUGGCCGUGCCUCUGCUGACAAUGAGAAGACCGCCACUGUAAUCAACGACACCCUGAAGAGCCCAGGGUCGCUUUACAGCCACGCCAAAUGGUUACAAUCUGCAAUUCACGUUACACGCGUUGCUGGAAGGAUGGAUUCCUUCGUUGAAGAGGUCCUUUCUCUUGCAAAGGCGACUCAAGCCAAACAUCCGCUAAUCAAGCGGUUGUCUGGCGGUUGUAACAACGGGCGAGAAUUGUCAACUAAGCUCUCAGCCCCCAGAGGCGAUCUUGAUCAGUACGCAAGAGAAGGUCAAAUCCCGCCUUGGAACAUGGUUGGAGGGACAAUAAACAUGGCACACAGACCCCCCUCGGCACUAGACCUUUCUCUAAUGCCUCUUCCCGGACUCACAGACGAUGCCCCCCGGUUGAGUGACUUUCCUUACGGGGGCCUGAUACGGCCCCUUCAACAGUCAGCGGAGGAGUGGCUAGAGUACCCCCAGUAUUCCUCAAUAUCUGUCCCCCACACAACAGAACCGUAUGAAUCCUGCAUGGUCGCUGUGCCAGACUAUUUUGGCAACCCCUAUUCCUGUGAUAUGAUCUACCAAUCGCAACCUACACCCUCAACAGCGCCCGAGGUAUUUGGUGGACUCGCACCAACUUCAUCUUCGCCGACCCCCGUGCAAGCUUCCUCCAUCUCCGCUGUCACUUCCAGUAGGCUGAUCAACGAACAACCAUCUUUUCCAAAAAAGUCUGACUCCAAGUCCGAAAAUGAUCUGGCGAAGGACGGAGGGAGCGAUUUAUCGCCCCUUUUCUACGUGCCACAACAAGACUGUAAGAUGCCGUACAUAGGUGCUAGUAUGACGGCUUCAAAACUCACCCCACUAACCGACUAUGCCAUCACGGCUACCGAGCUUUCACCUCUACAGACAACACCACUCACGGCGGGAUCGACCACUGCUGCAUUGGAAUCGGGAAAUGGCGGCAGCUGUCAGCCGUGCUUACAAGUCAUAACGUAG
This is a messenger RNA of Dibothriocephalus latus, 1233 nucleotides long. NCBI's taxonomy places the organism in Eukaryota, Metazoa, Platyhelminthes, Cestoda, Diphyllobothriidea, Diphyllobothriidae. The record is from the annotation of a GenBank genome assembly.